AUGCUAACGCUUCGUGCCGUGCUCAUCCGGAUCAACGCUGGCACGAAGUGGAUCGUCUCAGGAGAGGAGCUGCCUUUGAACGUGUCAGCGGGUGCUGCUGUUGGCAAAGGUGAAGGGCUGAAGUACCCUGAGCAUACCCAAUAUGUUCAUGCCGACCACACUGACGAUAGGUUCCAAACCUCCCGCCAAGCGUCUAACUCCCAGCGCGCCACAUUGUCUCAAAGCAGGGGCCGUCUUGGGGGUGCUCCUGUGGCGUCGCCACGACACCACUUGCUGGGCUCUGCUGGGAUCGGUGCUUGCGGCCGCCAAUUGCAAGCUGUGGAAGAUACUCUUGAAUCAGUCUCGGCCGACGGGAGCGCCAAAAUUGGAUUUCUAUCGACUUAUGCUGCUCUGGACCUUGUCGUGCCCUUCAGCGACUCUGGGAUGCGCUUGUGGCAACCAGGUGCAUCUCGUGUUCUAGCCGGAGCUGGGAUCCUAGCAAGCGCGCUGGGCUUCACUUGGCUCCGGGUUACGCUGGGUUUCCACACAUCGGCACAGGUGGCCGUUGGAUUCGGGCUCGGAGUCGCCAGUGCAGCAGUCUGGCAGUUCCUGUAUGGUUCUGCAUUUCUUCCGGUCUUGGCGGCCGACACAACUGGAAAACUUCGAUUCGGCUUUUACGUGGCCACAGCGAUGGCUGCCACCCUGUUUGCCAUCAAGGUGCUGCGAGACCGGCACACAGAAAAGAAGCGCUGCAUUUGGACCAGGGCCGAGUCGGAACUAGCAGUGCAGGACUAUUGGCUGUUCCGCUUGCAGUGUACCGCUGCAGCAAGACUACGUGCCGGCUCGAUCCUUACGAGAAAGGAUCCUUCACCUGGCAAGGUGCUCCGUGCCCUGCAGUCGGUCAGCAUGGCUGUGACCCCGCGUUUGCAAGUGGAAGGUGCAGCGCAGGAGUUCGUCCUCAGCCUUCCCGGUCCGGCACCGGAGGAGGAGGCAGUCGAUUGCACUGCGCUUCUAGAGGAUGUGGACAUCAUGUGGAAGAAGUCGCCGGCUGAGCAGUCGAACUUCUGCCUGUGCAUCGUUGUGCUUCAGAAGCUCCUGGUGAAGCGGCAAGGAGCUAGCGCCAACAUGGGGGCUCUUUUUAAUGCCCGGCGGUUGAAGGACGAGGUGGAGGAGGCUUCGAAGUCCACCAUCGACACGCAGCAAAAGAAGGCCAUGGCUGCCGGGAAGGUUGCCAACAAAGUGCAUGCUGUGGAUGAUGCUUGCCUGGCUUUGGAGAAGAAGGCGGUCAAGAACAUGGGCGUGGCAAACGUUUGGAGACGGAAUGACCUGGCUGUCCGCAGCGGUGGCAAUGGUCUUUGCGAGAUCAUGGUCCCACACGUUAAAGGCGAGAUCGAGGUCCGCAUGUGCGUGACCGGUGCCAACCUCUCCGUCGAGCGCGGGUCCCUCAUCCCGAUGACUCGCAUGCAAAUGGAGGAGCUGCGGAAGCUUCUGGCAGAGGUCGAGUCCGCAAAAUCUGAUCAGAUACGCUUGGAGAGUGCGGUAUCGCAAUGCAGCAGGGAUCUGAAGCAAAAGAUUUUCCUGGCGAUGGCCACCUGCGCCGUCGGUACCGGGGCCAGCAGCGCAUGUGCCGACCAUCUCGGUUGUGCUCACCUAUCUGGCGACUGCUGUCCACCAGGUGGUCCACAGAUGGACUGCUGCAGCAACAAUACUGCUCUGCGACGGCUCGGAGGCCCCUACAUCAACAACUACGAUGGCCAAAACCCACUGGGCAUUCAGCCCAAUGGCCAGAGAAGCCAGAAUUAUUUUCUGAUGAUCGGUGACUGGGGACGUGCUGCCUCUCCUGGCCCAUGUCAGCGAGCAGUGGCUGACCACUUGAAGGCGUACGUUUCUCGCCAGCAGCAGCAGGGGAAGAAGUUGCUCUUCAUCGCAUCCGUCGGCGACAACUUUUACUGGAGUGGAGUGACGCCAGGCGCUUGGCAAGCGUCCUGGGCAUCCCUCUAUGGUCCCAACGACCCGGGCAGCCCCUUGUACCAGGUGCCGUGGCUCUCUGUUCUCGGGAAUCACGACCUGGGAAACGACGAUCCAUAUGCAGCCUGUGCUGAUCAAAUGCAGGCUCCCCUUGCAACCGUCAACGGCCAGCGAUAUGGCUGCGAACAGUUCAACGUGGACAAGAACCCCAACCGGCCCGGCAACACAAAACUGUACUGGCUGCCUGACUACAACUACCACUACGAGAUUCCAGAAGCAGACCUGGAAGUGAUCGCCAUUGACACGAACCAAGUUGACAUCGAGGGCCUUGGAGGUGACGCAGGAGGAGCCUGGAAGAUGGGAAAUGUUUGUGGAGGUGAAGGAAACAUGAGGAACUUCCUGCAGAGGGUCAACCAGGCUGGCCAAGAACUUCUCCGACAGCGUGCGGCGCAGGGCACAGCCAAGACAGUCUUGAUCAUGCAGCACUACCCGGGGCAGUGCCAAAAGGACAUCUUUCUGUCAGCUUUGCGGCCGGGUCGUCAGGUGAACGUCAUCUGCGCAUACGGGCACGACCAUUCGCAACGUUGUGAUGGGACCGACAACAACGGCCAGUGCAACAUGAUCCUGACCGGCGGAGGAGGUGGCUGCUGCCCGGGGGUCGUCAGCCGUGCUGGCUUUGCAGCGGUCGGCUUAACCGAUGAUGGAGGAUAUGUGUCUGACGUGCAGUCGGGCGACGUGACUGUGCCAGAUGGAACAUUGUGUUGGCAACCUGUGCCUAGCUUCUGCAGCCAGCGAAUAGCAAGCUUUGCUACUUUCGCCGACUCACUUUAUCCGAUUAUGUUUGAUUUGACUCGCCGACUCGGCGCAGCAGGCGAUCUGCAUCUCUACGCCAUCCUCGAAAGGCAUGACUGGCCACAGCCUCCGGCGCCACUUCCGGACAAGCUCGCAGAAACGCACCAAAAGCUGAUCGAUCAGAUAGAGAAGGAACUGGAGGAGCUGGAGCUUCGUGGUACCAACUGCGCACGUGCGCAUAGGGAGCGGGCUUCCCUGCUCACCCGUGCUUCUUAG
Messenger RNA from Symbiodinium necroappetens, 3015 nucleotides. Lineage: Eukaryota; Dinophyceae; Suessiales; Symbiodiniaceae. The record is from the annotation of a GenBank genome assembly.